AUUCAGGUGUCGGUGAGGAGGCAGGACUGAUUAGAUAUCUGCGCUGUCCGGUGUCUAUCAGUCGGUCAGUCGUUCUGUCGGUCGUUCCGUCGGUUGUGUCGGGAUCGCGCGUCAUCCUCCCGCCCCUCGAUCGCAGCAUCAGUCCGCGCGCUGCUCGCGCCCGCCGCUCUCCAUCCAUCCUUCGCAGCGGUUUAUAUUCGAUCAGAAUCAGAGCACCGUUCAGAUCGAUCAGAAUCAGAGUCAGAGCACCGUUCAGAUCGAUCGCUCGCUCGCGCUGCGGUGGAAUGAUAAAGACGCUGCUCGGUCACGGACGCUAGCGGCGACACACCGGGGAUUUUGGGAUUUCUCAGCGGCAUCUGAAGCGGAAUCAUGACGGCCACCAAAGAGCAGCAAAGCCAGAGACCGAAUCCACAGGACGAGGUAACGAACGGCAUCUUCUCGCGUUACGCGGUGCUUUUUCAUCUCGUUAGUGACCUGUUUUUCCCGAAUCCGGAUCUGUCGGGCAUGAGUCCUCCUCAGAGGAACUGGAAGGGGAUCGCGAUCGCUCUGCUGGUCAUUCUGGUGGUCUGUUCUCUCAUCACCAUGUCUGUGAUCCUCCUCACUCCAGUGGAUACGCAGCCCGGCAGUGACACCAAGCUGACGGUGGAAGAUAUUUUCAGCGCAGAUUUCUACGUACACGACCCUGAAGCUCACUGGAUCAACGAAUCUGAGGUCAUCUACAGAAAUCACCACGGUCAUGUAAUCAGGUUUAACAUCCUCACGAACGAGACCGAGAUCGUGCUGAAGAACACCACAUUCGAUACUUUCAAAGCCACCAGAUACUCCAUAAGCCCAGACAUGAAGUAUGUGCUUUUCGCCUACAAUGUCAAACAGGUUUACCGGCACUCUUUCACGGCGUCCUACAUCAUAUACAGUAUUCACACCAGGGAGGUUCUGCAGCUGGAUCCUCCGGAGGUCUUGAACUCUAAACUGCAGCACGCGGCGUGGGGUGUUCAGGGCCAGCAGCUGGUGUACAUAUUUGAGAAUAAUAUUUACUAUCAGUCGGAUGUCAGGAGUAACUCGCUGCGACUGACCUCAUCUGGGAAAGAGGGCGUCAUCUAUAAUGGCAUCGCUGAUUGGCUCUAUGAAGAGGAGGUCCUGCACACGCAUGUGGCGCACUGGUGGUCACCUGACGGCGAGCGCUUGGCAUUUCUGGUCCUGAAUGACAGUCUGGUGCCAAACAUGCCAUUGCCCACUUUCACCGGCUCUACGUACCCUAAAGGCAAACGGUACCCAUAUCCGAAGGCUGGGCAGCCCAAUCCCAUGGUGAAACUGUUUGUGGUCAAUCUGUACGGACCGACACACACUCUUGAACUCACACCACCAGAUGAGCUCAAGCUCAGGGAGCACUAUGUGGUGAUGGUGAAGUGGAUCAGUAAGACCAAGACAGCAGUGCGAUGGUUAAACCGAGCACAGAACGUCUCUAUACUGACCGUCUGCGACUCCACCACUGGAGCCUGCAUCAAGAGGCAUGAGGAAACAUCAGAAGUUUGGCUCUCCAGACAGAAUCAGGAGCCAUUCUUCUCUCGAGACGGCAGCCGUUUCUUCCUGACGGUGCCAGUGAAGCAGGGAGGACGAGGAGACUUCCAGCACGUGGCCAUGUUCACCUCUCAGGCGCGUGCAGAUCAGAAUGAGCUGCGGCACCUUACAUCAGGGAACUGGGAGGUGACGCAAAUUCUGGCUUACGAUGAGAACAGCCAGAGCAUAUUUUUCCUGAGCACCGAGGGCUCCUCGACCCGCCGGCAGCUCUUCAGUGUGUCCACAGGGGGCCUGUUUCCACGCCGGUGUUUGACCUGUGAGCUCAAUAAAGCUCACUGCACGUUCUUCAGUGCUGAUUUCAGCCCCACUAAUCAACAUGUCCUGCUUCACUGCAAAGGUCCAGGAGCUCCGACAGUGAUCAUACACACUCUGAACACAGCCAAUUAUUAUAUCCUGGAGAAUAACUCUGUGCUGAGAGCUGUUCUCAGAUACAAGCGAAUCCAGCUGCUGGAGUACAGAAGCGUCCAGACCGACCACUUUGAAUUGCCGCUGAAGAUCGCCUAUCCACCCGAUUUCUCUGAGUCCCGUAAUUACGCACUUCUGCUGAUGAUUGACGCUGCCCCCGGUGGUCAGCAGGUGAAUGACCGUUACUCACUGGAAUGGGACUCAGUCCUGGUCAGUUCAGACAAUGUGAUCGUAGCUCGUCUGGAUGGCAGGGGAAGUGGCUUCCAGGGUCAGAAGCUCUUACAGGAAGUGCACAGGCGUCUGGGAUCCGUGGAGCUACAGGAUCAGCUGGCCGCCAUCGAGUACCUGCUGAAAUUGCCGUACAUCGAUCGAACCCGGAUUGGUGUGUUUGGCCAGGGUUAUGGAGGAUAUGUUGCACUCCUGCUGAUUAAAUCCACGGAGAACUUGUUUAAAUGCGCAGCAGCCAUGUCUCCUGUGACAGACUGGAGUUUGUACGCCUCGGCCUUCUCUGAGCGCUAUCUGGGUUUCCCUCUUCAGGAUGACAGCAGAUAUCAGUUCUCCAGUGUGCUGCAGAAUCCACAGGGUUUUAGAGAGCAGACGCUCAUGCUGCUCCAUGCCACUGCAGACGCAAAUGUUCACUUCCAGCACACGGCCGAGCUCAUUAAGAACCUGGUGAAGGUGGGAGCGAAUUACACACUGCAGAUUUAUCCAGACGAAGGUCAUUUCUUGUCUAAGAGCAGCCAGCGGCACGUGGCUUCAACACUGAGCAGCUACUUCAGAUCCUGCCUGCAGGAGGAGGUGCUUCCCAUCAGUGAGGAGGAGGAGGAAGAGGAAGAGUAGAGUGAAGAAGAGACGCAACACAGAAACAUACGCAGACACUGACACACACACACACACACACACACAUCAGGACAAUGAAACACACUGGACAAGCAUCCAGAGAACACUCAGAUAAACAGAGAGAGCCAGGAGUGAGUGUGUGUGUGCGUGUGUGAGUGAACAUGUAUAUAUGCAUGUGUGUAACUGUUAGGAAGGAUGUAUGCAUUAGAACUGUGUGUGUGUGUGUGUGUGUGUGUGUGUGUGAGACAGAGAGAGUGUUUCUGGCCUAUGAAUCAUUAUCGCUGGAAAUGGAUUGGAAUAUUUCACAUAUCAUAAAUCACUAAGAUCUCUGAUUGGCGGAAGCAUUGGCCAAUCACAGCACAGACUGUCGGGUGGAGCUGCUCCAGUCAUUGCAUGGUCCUUUUGCUUUGCUUCACUUUUUUUGCCACUUUCUGUCUGUCGGUAUGUUGUCACCUUCCAGAGGAGCUGCAUUUCUCACCGUUUCUCCACUCGCUGGGAAGAAGAAUAAUUCCAUUCAUUGAAAGCUGAAGGAUGCUUGUGAAGAGAGCGAGGCCUCGGCAGCACACGUGCAUGACGCUCUGUGUGUAUGUGCAGUGCAUUGUGGGAUGGUGCUGCUGUGUGCUGGACAGAAGAGGGCGCACCGAUGUGUUUUUGGACAUUCAUCAGACGGAUCUGCUCAGACUGUUUUGGAUCAGUUUAUUUGUAUUGCUGACUGUUUAGUUUUACUGUUGGUGGGUGGGGUGAGGGUUUGGGUUGAUUGUUAUCGUCCUCUAGUUAUAACAGUCAUGUCUAUAAAUAAACAACUAGUCCAAAAACAGCACAGUUUGGUUUUGAAGUGCUAUAUUUUAACAUCUGAGUCACGCAGCCAGACCGUAGCAGGAGGACCGCUAACAUCAGGCACGAUUAUGAGAACACAUUCACAGACGGCCUGGAGUGAGUGAAUGUUGCAUACUUCAGCUCAGUUAUUGGAAAAAGACAUGCUUAGAUUUGCAUUACUUUGGAUGUCUGUUAUUUCUUGAAUAUAGUUGACAGGACUGGAAUCUGUCCUGUGAGCGUCAGGUGUUAACCGCUGCGCUGCAGGUAAAGAUGUGCUACUGAACAUCACUGAAAAUGGCAGUUCAUUGGUUAUUUACUCGUCCUGGUGUCGCUCUAAAGCUGUCUGACCUUUCUUUCCUCGGCAGCGAACAGUGACCUUUCUCAAGCUCAUAAGUGCUGAUCAUAAAAUAUCGUAAAAUACUCCCAUAUCUAUAGGAUUGUCCCUGUAACUCAUCCACUGGCCUUGGAAACAUUAAUGAAUACUGACACUAAACAAGCAAUUUGCUGCUUAAUUUGGCAUGUAGUUCAUAUCAGGAUCGCUGAAUUUCCAGCCAGUGGCGGUGGGAACAUUUACAUAGGUUUUGUGCAGAAAAUGAACCUAGUUAUACACAUAAAACAAACAGAAAUCAUCUUAAAAUGCUUCAUUGCAUUGUCUAAGUCAAGUCACCUUUAUUUAUACAACGCUUUAUACGAUACAGAUUGUGUCACAGCGGCUUCACAGUGUUAAUCAGGAAAAUGGUAUUUCAAUGAUGCAAACAAAAUUCAAUUCUGCUGUAAAGUAGCUCUGAAAAGACCACAGUAGUAACAGUCAGUUUUUCAAUUAAAGUCAGUUCAUUGUUUAUUAACUGUGUGAUGUUCAUCAUUUAUGGAAUGUAUAUCUGAAGGAUUGGAGUCUGUCGAGGAAACAUGAGCUCAUUGAUUAUUCCUGACCGCAGUUUCUGUAAGUGUUUAGUUCCUGUGUGGGAAUGCAUUGUAACUUCAGUUUAGUGGAAAAAUAAUUUUUUUAUGUAUCAAUAGAAUGUGACUACAAGAAUAUUUUCAAAUAAAGUUGCUCAAAAAGCUGCACCAAAACUAUCAUAAAGAGUGUUUUAGUGAAAAGCUCUCACAUCACACUAAUACAGCAGCAAACUUUACAUUUAUUUUUCUUAAGGUUUCAUAAUAUUCAUCUGAUUUAUAUACCAUUUUAUUCCUAAAAAAUAUGAUGAAAAUUUAUUUUUUUCCUGAUUAAAAGAGACUCCUUGAACCUUUGUUACUAUAGAUAAGACUGUGCUUAUACAUACUGUAUUAUAUAUCCACACAUAUACCAGCCAUAUUUUGUUGAAGAGUU
Onychostoma macrolepis is the source of this 4966-nucleotide messenger RNA. Its product is annotated as inactive dipeptidyl peptidase 10-like. Gene Ontology annotation, biological process: proteolysis. The transcript has 26 exons. Lineage: Eukaryota; Metazoa; Chordata; Actinopteri; Cypriniformes; Cyprinidae. The record is from RefSeq and is a predicted model, not a curated record. Gene Ontology annotation, molecular function: serine-type peptidase activity; dipeptidyl-peptidase activity. The coding region runs from base 370 to 2823 and encodes 817 amino acids.